Linepithema humile (Argentine ant) is the source of this 19341-nucleotide messenger RNA. The record is from RefSeq and is a predicted model, not a curated record. NCBI's taxonomy places the organism in Eukaryota, Metazoa, Arthropoda, Insecta, Hymenoptera, Formicidae.
GGUACCAUCGAGAGUAGUCUCGCUUUCGCCGCGUAUCGUCGAUAUACUUUUCGGGAGAUGCGCAUCAUACGAUAGAUAAAUCGAACGAUGUGACUGGUGGCAAUGAGUGAUAGUAUUUAACCAGUGAAUUGAUACGAGCGAGGAUCGACUUACAGUGUGUCGAUGAGGAUUGACUGGAAAUAACGAAGAAACGUGUGCAUCCGAUCGAACGGAAACCGAAUGACAUCACGUAGAUUCCGAUAAAAAAAAAUGCUCGCAUAGAAAAAUGAUAAAGAGCAAAACAAUUUUUUUUUUGUAACAAAGAAAUAUAAGAAUAAGUCUUAGUAUCUAAAGAACUUUUCUUUUGCAAAAUUGAUUGCUAUCAAGAAGUAGAAAGAUUUCUCUACUUUUUCUAGAAAGUGAAAAUAUUGAAAAUAAACAAUUAUUAAUUUCUGUUUUACAAAAAUUGUUAUCUGUUGUUUUAUUAUUUAUAAUCAAAUAACGUUAAAUGCUAAAGAUGUCGCGCGGGGUAUAAAUGCAUACGCACGGAAUUAAUAAAUUACUUAAUAACAGUGAGAUAUCUAGACUAUAAUUUAUAUAAUGACGUGCGCGACAAAUGUUUCUUUCUAGACUGUAAAUGUUUAAACUAUUCAAGAAGUGAAACUAAUGUGAUAUCCGUCCACAGUUGACAUAUGUGCAAACUAUUAAGCAACCAAAAGUGAAAUGUCAAAUGAUGAAAUGGAACAUUCUGAGAAGAGAAUAAAUAAUUUUAGAAAUAUAUAAAUGUAACUGUAAGAGACGAAUUUCUUGAGGCAAUGAAGAAAAUAUACCUUUAUUAUAUUAUUACAAUUGGACUGACUACCGGUACCGAUUGCUGGCGAAAAAUUCUUUGAAAAAUUUAUGCAAUUAAAAUUAUUAUUCUCAAAGAAUAUACAUUGAUCGAUUUCUUAAAAAUCAAAAUUAAUUAUUCUCGUAAAACAGUAAAGAAUACACUCAUAAUCCAAACAAAAUGUUAUCAAAAAUAAAUUAAUUUAUCAUUACUGAUGAUUUUUAUAGCCAGAGAUGUGUUAAUUAAAUUUUUCGAUUAAUAUAAAGACAUAAGAUGAGAAAUGUGAACAUAUUUGAUCGUACUUUAAAUUAAAUAUAUAGUUUGGAUAAGAGAAGAGAAUCGUGUGCAAAAAGUUAUAGGUGGAGUCGAGAUACGGGUAGUAUAAAUGAAUCGACGAAAGACGUCGAGAAAAAGUUCAAGAAACGGUAGCGCGGCGAAGGCGAGACAGCAACGCGUGCGAAUGAUCGAAAGCGUCAAGUCGCGAUUCUCGUCGUCGAGAUGCCAAGUCUCGAGCUGAUGUUCAUUUAUCCGUGUCUCCGGCAUAACAGUCUCAUUGAUGGCACAGGCGUAAAUAACGCAAUUGAACAUUAAUUCUGAAGAAGAAAGCAAUGUAAAUUAAUCUUUGUAUCGUGAAAAUGCAAACUUUCACAGCACGCUUCUCCAACCAAUGAUUCAUCUGAUUCGUCGCGAGUUUACAAAUUAGAUUACCUGAAAUCACAGAAGUUUCACAGAUCAAACGCGCUUUCAAUCACGCUUUCGCUCUUGAUUGCUUCUCGAUUACACAAUAGCAUUGAGGAACCAAUCGCGACAGGGAAAAUCGCGAUUGAGAAAUCAGAAGCACCUGCAAUUUCAUAGAAUCUUGACAAAUUCAACGCGAUCAAUAAUAAUUAAUUAUUCACCACACUAAUCGAGCUUGAAAUCGACGUAAGAAUCGCCGUUGUUAAAUAUUAAAGUGUCACUGUGACGAUCUCAUCGAGAAUGGGCGUCGAAUGAUCAUUACGAUAGAAGACAAUGUCCUUCUGCAGGAUCACGGGUAGAAGCCGAGGUCUCCCCAGACCGAACUACUUUCCGCUGCUGCCGCCUAUAAGUCCGGCAGACGCGAAGCGAUUCUGUCGCAUCACCGGCAAGUCUUACGGUCUGCCGACUCAUCAUUACAUUCCGGUGCUGUUGGGUGCGCACGCCCACGACAAGUCAAAAUGCAGAAUCACGACAAAUGCGGCGCACCUCGGACCGCACCACUACACCGCCGGUCUGAUCGUCGGCGAAAAGAAGAAGCAUGUGGUGCUGAAAGACUAUCGUUAUGUAUUCCCGAUUUUGGAAGACGAGAACGAGCAGCAGCGCGUCCUGCGAGAGCUUCUCAAUACAAAGCAAACUCCCAUCGACAAAGAGGACAGGUUUGUAUACACGGUGGAGGAGCGAAGAUGCAGUCUCGUGUUCCCGGCGAAGCUAGAGGCCGCCGUCAGAGACGGGGAUGUGAAGGAUGUUAUGCUGUCGCGAGACUGUGAUACCGUUCUGCUACGAUUGAAACAGGGUAAAAACGUGUCUGUAGAUUUCAAAAAUCUGGAGGAUUUUGAAAAUCUCUACGACGGUCUGGGACCGCGAGAAGAGGUGCUGAAAGAACGCGAGAGAUUGGAGACUGAAGCUAGAAAGCGAAAGAGAAAGAAACAGACUGCACUGAAUUACGCGAAGAAGAUUUUCGAGGAAAAGGAGAGAGCGGCCGAUGAAGAAGAGCUUCGGUACACCAAGCAGCUCAAAUUAAGAACCAUCAAGGAAGAAGUGAAAGAAGAGACGGUGGAAAGUUGGAAGCACGUGGACGCGGAACAGGCGAGAUUGAGUUCUUCCGAUGUUGUCAACAUUUCGAAUGCUCUGAAAAAUACAGGGAAGCCUGUCUCCAAAGUGUUAGACUGGAACUCAUUUCAGUGCAAUGUGAAGAAACCACCUGGUGUGCCGGUCAUCGAACAGAUGCCGGCUCCGAUAACAAUCGAGCCGCAGAUUAUAGAUCAAGAACCAAUUUUAUAUGCCAGCCUGAUUUCCGAAUCCGUGGGCGGCUUCGAGGCGAUCGCGAUUCCGAAACCGCUGACACCGUUGAUUGCAAAGCCCGACGCAACGCUGCAGAAUGCAAUUCGAGAUAUCUCGCAAGAUAACCUCAAGGAAUGCGCAAACGUGACGGAAAAGCUUCUUCAGGCUGGAAAACAAGCGUUGGAAUGUCUGCCUCGGGUGGAAGAGGUUGCCGAACUAGUGCAAAACUUGCCUUCUGGUAAAAAAACCACGAAGCAUAACAUCAAGGGUCUCAAGCUGGAUAUCAAGUCGGCGGAGAGAUUCGUCGCCGGCCAAACGGUGCACACGCCAUCCGGCGUUGUCUUCGUGCCCGGACAAACUCUGCAGACGCCUCAAGGUCCCACUUUCGUACCUGGGCUGACUUUUAAUACGCCCGACGGUCCUCUUCUUAUUCCCGGGCAUAUCGUCACCAUAGACGAACCGAACGGCGUGAAAACGCCGGUUUUUAUCGCCGGACAAACUCUGAGAACAGAGCGGGGCGAGUAUUUCGUACCGGGUCAGACAUUUCACACGAGUGACGGAAGCAAGUUCAUUGAAGGUCAGACCGUUUUGACGAAGGAGGGUCCGAAAUUUGUGGCAGGCCAAAUAGCAGCAAACGGUACUUUUGUCGUGGGUCAAACCGUCGCCACUCCGGAUGGAAUCCGUUUCAUGGCGGGUCAAACUGUCGCGAGUCAGUACGGCGAGAUGGUUUUCGUGCCAGGACAAAACGUGCAGAUCGAUAGCAAGUAUGAAUUCAUACCGGGCCAGUGCGUUGAAUCGCCAAACGGCCAAGUCAACUUUGUUCCCGGACAGACAUUGCUGACGACUGAUGGUUUGCAGUUUGUCCCGGGUCAGUACGCGACAACGAAAGCGGGCGAAAGACACUUUGUGCCUGGCAUCACCAAGGAAGUAGAAGAUACGUCGACAUUUAUGCCAGGAAUGACGCUGGAUACCCCGAAAGGCCAGAAGUUUGUCGAAGGUCAGGUGCUCAAGACUCCGGAAGGUGUGAUUUUCUGGCCCGGACAAACUCUCGUCACCGAGAAGGGCUUCGAAUUCAUCGCGGCGAGUAAGUUCGACGAGGUGAUCUUCCGAGACGCUGGACCCGUCGGCAUACCAGUGGACUCGCAGGCCGCAAAUGCAUUCGCUCUCCGGCAACGCGAGAUUUUCGGUCACAUGGUGCAAACCGAGAAGGGCAUCGAAUUUUUUCCGGACAGCGUGAAGAAUUUGCCGGAGAGCAGGAGAAUCGUGCCGGGGCAAUUGGUCAGCGGCGGUAAGGACGGACCGCGCUUUGUACCGGGUGUCAUGACCGAGGAUGGCUUUCUGCCUGGUCAGAUAGUCACGACGGAGAAAGGCGAGGAGUUCGUGCCGGGUCAAGUGAUCGAUACCAGUGGCGGACCCAAGUUUGUGCCCGGUCAGAUAGUGGAAACUCGUGUCGGGCCGAAAUUCGUACCCGGUCAGACGGUCGAUACGGUGGAUGGGCCGCGUUUUGUGCCAGGUCAGAUCGUCGAUACCAAGGUGGGACCGACAUUUAUUCCCGGUCAGGUAAUAUAUACCGAGGAGGAGGGAUCCAGGUUUGUGCCAGGUCAGGUGGUGGACACGCCGGACGGACCGAGGUUCGUGCCCGGUCGCGUGGUGGAGACCGGCGAGGCCGGUGUGACUUUUGUACCCGGUCAGAUCGUACAAACGGAGGAUGGGCCCUGCUUCGUCGCGCCCGAUCUCAUCGACACGCCUGAAGGCGAGCUCGAAUUCUCCGUGCAGGGCUUCGAGGUUACGCCCGAAGAAUUGCGGUUACUACGUCCGCAACACUUGCACUACAAUCCACGCUUUUGUCAUCGCGGCCAGACUAGCAUAGAUGCGAAGAUGUUGCGCGAGCUUUCGGAAGCGGGAUUGUCCGUGGGACGGAAAGUCGCGACGAAUCUGCCAGCAGUGGACGUGGAUGUGGAUCCGAAGGCAGUGGCCUUGGAGCAGGCUCUUGCCGUGGCAACAACAAAGCUGAGUCUGCAAGGCGACACUGCAGUGAAGAUGGCGCAAAUCGUGUCCACGGUAGUGCAAUUGGCAAGAAAUAUAGUUGUACAGCAGCAGCAGCAAUCUGGAGAACGAGAUUUAGAUUCUGUAAACGCAACAAUGCCAUUAACCAACGGCAUCCAUUCCGUCGUGGAAAACGACGAGGAAAGCAAGACGAAUGAUAAAAACACUGUCAAAUCGCUUCGAAAUGCGACAAGAGCGGCGAUAACAGCCGCUGUUCUAACAAUAUCGUGUGACCAACGGGACAAGACAAAGUCAGACAACAAUUCGCUAGAUUUUGUUUACUCUUCUAUCAGUGAGUCUUUCAAUGUACUGCUGCGACAGAGCGAUCAAGACAUCAAUCGAUCCGUAGACGAGAUUCUAAAGAUUCUUCUGAUUCCGCAAAACCGUAGUUCUCUUUGCCAAAGCGUACUGUCGGAAUUAUUGGACACAAAGAAUAACAAAAUAGAUAUACUCAAAUCAACUGUGAAUCCUGGUCAGCUCUUGCAGAAGGAAGCUGUACUCGAUAAAUUAUCGAUGGUCCUCGAGGAAGAGCACGGCACGGAUUUGAUCGGACCAGCUUUCCGGACCGUUUCGAAGAACGAUCCGGAACUGGUAUCGCUCGUUCUGGAGAACGUGUCGCGAUAUGUAGGAGAUGUGGCGACCGAGAAGGAGGCUGCGGAGACGGUGCACAAAGCAAUCGUCGAAGCAGUGCAAGAAUCCAGCGAGAUACGCGUGAAGGAAUUGUUGAGCGUCGAGGGAUCGGACGUGCGCGACAUGUUGCUGCAAGCGGUGGGCUUGGCGCGUGCCCUGGGCAUGUCCGACACGGCGAGCAGCUUGCUGGCCGUGAUUAGCGACGAGCGGUCCACUCGAGCGUUGGCAAACGAUCGAGUGACUAUGGACGUGCUGAAGAGACUUGCGAUCAUGAGGAAACUAGCGGAAGAGCGGCCGUCCUUUAUGAACGCUCUCGGACAAUUAUGCAGCGAUCCGGAACUAGCUAAAGCAGACCCGAGACUGCGAACCCUUGUGAGAGAAAGCGCUGCGCUAAUGAUAGUACCCGAAGAGACACCGUUGUUAUCCUCAGCUGAUGUUCCGACCAUGUUGCUGCACGCCGAUAACAGUCUGGCAAUGGAGGAGUUCCUGUUGAAAAGGAAUCACAAACCAUCGUCUAUUUUUAUGAUUCUGAAGCAGGGUCUGCAGGCGGUCGUGCCGAGAGAAGCCUCCAGGUCGGUGUUGACCGGCCAGGUAGCCUACACCGUUCUCGAUGAGGACGGUAUACAUCACUUUGAACCGCUGCACGUGUUCUCGGCUCUCAGACUGAAUCGUCCAACUGCUCAUCGAUUCUCUAUGUAUUGUUGCCCUGUGGCAAAAGAGAUGGAUUUGGAUAGCGAGCUAAUGUCCACCACCUUUACCGCCACAACUUCAAUCGCCAGCAGCCUGGAUGGCUCCGCUAAUGGUAGUUCCAAUAAACAGGAAAACAACGGCGCCGUAACUCUAUCGAGAUCCGAACAAUCAGCUGUUUUUUGUUCAGCUAACAGGGAAAACACGCCAAGCCUGAAGAGGUUAAACUGCGCUCGGCGAGAUGAAAGCUUCGAGCGGACAUCCUCGGAAAAUUAUGUUGUUGUGAAGGACUACGUAGCGGACGCCGACGGAUUUGUCGUGAACGUCGGUGACAUUGUCGAGGCCAUCGAGCAUGACGGUUCAGCAAAGAAGGCGAGGAUGGAUCCCGAUCUGGAGGUUGAGAUCGGCGAUAUCCUGGAUAAUUCGGCCGCUAAACACAAGCUUUCGAUUCGGCCGCGCCGAAAUCAUGCGGAUCCGCGCGCUCGAAGCAGUUCGAGCAUAGAUUCGGACUCGAGUCUUGAAAGAGUUUACGUUCGUACAAUUGAUGGAAGACAAGGAUGGGUGCCUACAUCCAUUUUAAUGCAAACAGCACUCAGCGAAGAGAGUUCAUUGAUGUCUCGUCCAGAAGAUUCUCAUUAUCGACGAGAAGCUGUCGUAAAAGAGUUAAUCGAAACAGAGGAAGAAUUCGGCAAGGACCUUCAACUAGUUGUCGAACGUUACCUGAACCCUCUCGAUAAUCCUGGCGUACCACGAGCCGUGCGGGACAACAAAGAAAUUAUUUUUACUAAUCUAAAACAAAUUGCUGAUUUUCACAACACAUCGUUCGGCAGGGUGUUGAUCGAGGGUGUCAAGUACUACGCGGAUCAACCACGUAUGCUCGGCAGAACUUUCUUGAGACUGGAGAGAGAUUUUGACAAACACGUGGCAUACUGCAGAGACGAGCCUGCUGCUCAGGAAUUUCUUCAAACGAACAACGAAAUACGCGAAUAUUUCGAGGAGUUAAGUCAAACUCUGGGUGACGACAAGAACAUAUCGGAACAUUUGAAGCUUCCGAUACAACGCAUAAACGACUACCAGCUCCUGCUAAAGGAGCUAGUGAAGUAUUCGACCCGAUUAGGCGAAAACUGCGACGACCUACAAAAGGCGCUUGAGUUGAUGCUAGGAAUCCCUCAUAGGGCAACAGAUAAUAAAUUUAUAAGUAAUAUCGAAGGUUAUAAAGGGAACAUUCACAAACUUGGUAGAUUACUCACUCAUGAAUGGUACACAGUUAUCGAUAAGGAAGGAAAAAGCAAAGAGAGAUAUUUGUUCCUGUUUAAAGCGCGAAUUCUUGUCUGCAAAGUUAGACGGAUAUCAGAGGAUAGAUCAGUUUUCGUCCUAAAAGAUAUUAUUCGAUUACCGGAAAUAGAAGUGAAAGAUCAUCUCGAUGAUAUACGAUCCUUCGAGUUACACAAUCCGACUAUUUCUAAUUAUCCUAUCACUUUGAUAGCUCACAAGGAUUCUGUAAAAGCCUGUUGGCUCAAGGAAAUUCGUCAGUACGCCAGUGAUCUUGUCGCUCUCGCCGAGCACGCAGCAGACGAUCUUCAAGUGACCGAAGAAGCAUCGGAAACUAAGGAAGAGCCCAAGAGCGACGAGAAGCCGGUGCCUGUUAAAAUUGAAUCGUUGCAAGUGAAUCCAGAAUCAACUACAGUUCAGAGUGAUUCGGCGAAAGCGGCGAAAGAAGCGAAGAAGAAUCCCAAUUCAUCAAAGGCAGAUUCAACUAAGGAUUCCACAAAGAUUGUGGAGAAAAGGAAGGACUCCGUAGGCGCGACUGACGUGUCGGAAGUGAAGAAAACUAAAGUCGAGGAAGCAGACAUGUCUCGAAGGUACUCUGCGAGUCGAUAUAGCGCGUCUUCGAAAGUUGUGGAAGAGUAUUCGUCGGUAUCGAGCAAUCGUAAUGGCGUGUCUUCGUAUAUGGAGGCGGGAAUGUCUGCCGUUGAGACGAGGAUGUCUUCGUCAUCGCAAGGAAUGGGUCAAAUAUCGGAAACCACGACUUCCUACGAGGCUGCGAUCGCCGGUGGAUCAGCAACGGAUUCGAAUGUCGAAAGUAAAACAGCCAAAGUUACUCUCAGCACUGACGCUGGCAAACCGGUGUUUAUCAAAACGAUAGAGGGACGCAGCGUAGAACCGAUGCGAUCAAAAAAGGCAUUGAUACACGCCAUAGCUGGAGAAGUCGCUACUUUUGAAUGUACGAUGUUAACUACCGAUGCGACAACUAGGAUGCAAUGGCUGAAGGAUAACAAACCGAUGGAGGACAAGUUGGCUGAUCGCGUCAUUACUUCGAUGACAGACAACACAUGCAAACUUGAAAUUCAGAACGUUCAUGAAUCAGAUUCCGGCAUAUAUAUUGCACGCGCUCUGAAUAUAGACGGCGAAGCAACCUGCACUGCACAACUAGUGGUUCAACAAUUGAGUCCAGAAGAGAAAAAGGCAAGAGCAGAAGCAAAUGGUCCUAUAUUUUUAGUGCGUUUGAAAGAUACCGAACUCCUGGAAAAUACUUACCUUCGUUUUAUGAUUAAAGUUAAAGGAGAUCCUAAUCCGGAAAUAAAAUUCUUUAAGGACGGCGUCCUCAUCGAUGCGAAACACGAACGCGUGAAAAUUAUCCGAGACAACGCUGAGAAGGGAUUUUACGAGAUAGUGAUCGCCGACGUUCAGAAGCAGGAUGCGGGAAAAUACUCGUGCACAGCUAUGAAUCGUUACGGCGAUGCCACAUGCGAGGGAAUAGUGACGGUAACAGACGAGAAGCCGCUUUUCCAAGGGCUUCCGGAAGGUCUUCUGGAACUGGGAACUGAACCGCGUUUUCUUUGGUCGCGCGAUGGACAACCGUUCGAUCCUGAAGAGAGGUUUAAAGUACUUUUUAAAGACAGCGAGGAUACUCUGGCACUGGUGUUCCAGCAUGUGAAACCCGAAGACGCUGGUCUCUAUACGUGCGUGGCGCAGACUAGCACAGGCAAUAUUAGCUGCAGUGCGGAGUUGACAGUGCAAGGUGCUGUGAAUCAGUUGCUGAAGGAUCCGGAAAAGCCAAAACUCCAAACAGAAUCAAAGCAGUCUGAAGUGAAUGUCGGUGGUUCCGCGAUGUUGGAUCUGCAAGUGAAGGGUUAUCCCAAGCCAGACAUCAAGUGGACCAAAGAUGGACAGGAAAUCGUAGCCGGUGGCAGAAUCAAGUACUUAUGGGAAGAUGAGGAGUCUCUCUCGCUGGUAAUCAAACAAGUCACUGCCAAGGACGCCGGUGUCUAUACCAUCACGGCAAAAAAUGAUCUUGGCGAAGAUAGUACACAGAUCGAGCUCAUUGUUAAGUCCGCACCGAAGAUCACAAAGAAACAGUCCGACAUGAUGAUUCUUAUCGACGAGACAGGUACAAUGACCGUGCAGGUGGAAGCCACUCCGGCGCCGGAAGUCACGUGGUAUAAAGAUGGUCAACUAAUUCAGGAAAGUGAUCGUAUUAAAAUCGCGAAGGAGGGCAGCGAAACGUAUAAGUUGGUGAUCAAGAACGCCAAGCUGACUGACGAGGGCUCGUACUCGAUUGUCGCGCGAAACGAUAUCAAUCAGACGACCGAAAUCUGGAGAGUCGGCAUCAAAUGUCCGCCAAAAAUCAAAAAGGGAUUGGGCGAACCGCGAGUGAUCAACGAGAACGACACGUUGAAUCUUUUGAUCGAGGUAGACUCUGACAGCGAGCCGACGGUGAAUUGGUACAAGGACGGGCAGCUUUUAACCGCAAGCGAUCGCGUGAAGAUGACGAAAAAUGGAAACAAUUAUAUACUCACCGUCAGCGGUGCGACGGUGGAAGAUGCGGCGGUUUACAAGGCUGAAGUGAUAAACAAGCAUGGAACAAUUUCAGAUGAAACAAGAGUCAGGGUACGCGGCAUACCGAGGUUUAAGACAAAGCUGUGCGACAUUAGCGCAAAUGAGGGCGAGUUAAACAUUGAGUUUACAGUGGAGGUUGAGGGUUUCCCGAAACCGAGCGUACACUGGUUUCUGGGCGACGUUGAAAUUACGGAAAAGCGCACGGAGUACACCCGUAUAGAAGAAGGCGAUAAUCACAAGCUCAUCAUCAAGGAGGUAAAAACUGAGUUGAAGGGCCACUACACCUGCAAAGUGCAGAACGAGUACGGUGAGAACUCGAGCAGCUCUAAUCUGACGGUGAACACGCGACCGAAAUUACUGAAGAAAUUGGCGGACCAACGGUUGAACGAAGGCGACACGCUAAAGUUGACAUUCGAGGUGUCCGCCACGCCGGAUCCGGAAAUCAAAUGGUACAAGGAUGGCGAGGAGGUGACCGCAGACGCCAGGAUUAAAAUCACCAGGGACAGCCAGCGCAACGAGAGUUACGAUUUAACGGUGACCUUGCUGAAGGGCAGCGACGGUGGCCUAUACGAGGUGCGAGCUGAAAACGAGCUUGGCUAUGUUACCAGCAAAAGCAAAGUUAUUGUGAUGACGGAAGAUGAGAAGGUUGAUGAAAAGUCUCCGAAAAAGAAAGCCGAAAAGGCAACGGUGAAGGGAGAGGAAACGCAAGCGAAGAAAUUGGUGGAGGAACAAUUAUCGCAGCAAACGACCUUGCGCGCCGAAGAAUCGAAAUCAGGAGGUCGUGUCAAACUGGAGAAACAAAACGUUCAAGUAAUUCAAGGGGACAAUGAAACGAUCACGAUUUCCGUGGCCUCCACAACAUCACACGAAGCUAUACUCACAGGUCCCGACGAAAGUCACACAAUCAGCAAGAUGACGGCGACCAAAGUUGAAUGUCGGGAGUUCGAUUCAGGACUCUGUGUUGAAGAAGUCGCUUCUUACGCUUAUACCGUACAAGAAGAGAACUCCAGACCGCAAAAUGGCGUGCUAAUCGAGGAAUUUUCGGAGACCGAGGAAAAGAAAGGAAAUCUGGAUAUUAAUCGAGGUCACGAUUGCGUCACGAUCGUCUCCGUUUCCGAUGACGAAUCAACCUUGAAAGCACUGUCACGGGAUGUCAGUACGGAGGACGUGCAAUUUGUCGAUCAGCUACCGGAAGAUCAAAAAACGACAAAUAGCAUUCUCCAUGAACUUUACUUGGAUGGAACGUCGGAAGGGGAGAGAGUUUUGGAGAACAUUAGGCAUAGAAUCACGGAGACCAUCGCCGAAGAGCUCCUCUCCGAGGAGCCGUCAUCAGUGUCUGUGCAGCGAGAAAGUCUGGAUAUGAAAGAGACGAACGUAUCCAGUCGAAAUCCGACGAUCAGCGACGUGAACCCGACGAGGAAGGUCGCGGAAAAAACCUUCGAGCAAUCGGAUUCUGCCGUGGAAUUAGCGAAGGAAACCGCGAAGCUUGAAAAGACGAAAACUUGGAUAUCGUCGAGCGAAACACUGUCGAGACAGAACUCUCAGAAGGCGCAGCUCGACAAUGACGACAACGAGGAGAUUGAUGAGGAGAUGAGGGAUCUCUUAGCUCGUGUUAAACGGCAACGUAGCGUGUUAGAUGAAAUCCUCGAUAAAGAAUCGGGCAAAGAGUCAGCUUCGCCUCAUGUCGUAAACACAAAUCUCACCGAUCGAACGAUCUUCGAGACACAGAACACGCAAUUUGAAGUGCACGCCACCGGUUUACCGAGACCAGACGUAAAGUGGCUUAAAGACGGCAAGCCUCUUCGAGCCGGGGGACGGGUAAGGAUUACGACUUCUGGAGAAACCUACGAGAUGGAUAUCAGCAAGGCCACUCUUGAAGACGAGGGUCUCUACAUGUGCGUCCUAACGAACAAAUUGGGCGAAGAAACUGUGGAGGGUUAUUUGACUGUCGGCACCGUCGACGAGCUCCGGCAACCGAGAUUCACCGAAUCUCUCAGUGACGUCGAUGUCGCUCUCGAAGGUGACGGCGAGUUCAAGGCCGUCUUUACAGCCGAUCCGGUUCCAGACAUUACAUGGUACUAUAAAAGUAAUGAAAUUCCGCCUGAUGAUUCGAGACUUAAAUGGACUAUUACGAAUGGCCCGGCGGCAGAUAAAUUGACAGAAAGUAAAAUUACAUUGAAAGUACCAAAAUGUACCAAAGAAGAUACUGGAGAAUACAUCUUGAAAUUAAAAAAUAAAUGGGGUAAUGCAGAGUGUAAUGCAUUUUUGAGCCUUUUAUUAAAACCAGAAAUUGAGAGCUUUAGAGAUCACAGUGAAUCUGUUGAUGAACGAGUUGAGUGGCAAGCUAUUAUUAAGGGAAAUCCAAAACCGGAGAUUACAUGGCUGAAUGAUGACACGGUGCUGCGUAAGGAUGAAUACUAUGAUAUGGAAGAAGAUAAGAGAAACUGCAAAUACAAACUCAUCAUUAAAAAACUCAGUCUAGAAGAUAAGGGAACUUAUACAGUUGUGGCGAAGAAUUAUUUGGGCGAAACAAGUGCCCAAGCUACUCUUACGCCUCACACCGAAGCUCCAACCUUCCUCAAGAAUCUGUCAAAGGUGCAAUGCAGUGAUCGCGAGGAUGUCGAGCUGAAGAUUCGCGCGACCGGUGUUCCAAGACCCAGUGUAGAGUGGCUGAAGAAUGGCGAGAUCAUUAACGAAGAUGAGCGGUAUCAGGUGACGACUCACGUGGACGGCAUAGUAGACAGUAUGUUUUCUAUCAAGACCUUUUCUGCCAACGACGCUGGCACGAUAACGUGCAGAGCGAGCAAUGUCGCCGGCAGCGCGGAGACUAGUUGCAAAUUAUCCAUGAUGUUAACCGCGCCUUCAUUCGGUAAACAAUUACCAAGAUCGGCGGAGGUCGACGAGGGCGAGCCUUUGGAGCUGAAGGCCAAGGUGGAUGGCAGUCCAAUACCCAACGUCGCCUGGUUCAAAGACGGCGAGAGAAUCAUGCCGGAUGAUCACGUGAAAAUCAGCACCUUGCCGGACGGCACCACGAAGCUUACGAUUGACGUUGUGAAACCCACGGAUUGCGGCGCUUACAAGCUCGUGGUUACAAAUUCUAGCGGCGAGAAUUCGUCGCUUUGCGCCGUCGCUGUCACGCCCGAACGAAGGAAGCCAUCGUUUACGAAGCCGCUGAAGGACACAAAAACUGUGGUCGGACAGCCAUUGAAACUGGAAGCUCAAGUAUUGGCAUUCCCGAAUCCGCAGAUACAAUGGUUCAAAGACGGCAUACCAUUGAGGCACACGAAGGAGAUGUACUUCAUGAACGAGCCUAACGGCCUCAUCGGACUGAGAAUGGACUAUGUUCGUCCAGAAGACGCGGGAACCUAUUCGCUAAUUGUAUCUAAUGCGCUCGGUGAGAUCACGGGUACGGCCAAGGUAGAAGUGGAAGAAAGAGAGAAGAGGCCAGAGUUUGUCGUGAGUCUUCAACCGCAGACCGUCGUUGAGGGCUUUCCGGUGAAGAUGGAAGUGAAAACUACUGGAAAACCGGUAGCUGAGCUCAAGUGGCUACGAAAUGACGAAGAUAUUGUCCCAGAUAACAAACAUAUCAAAAUCAUCACACAACCGGACGGUAGACAAACGCUGAUUAUUGACAAGGCGAUGCCGGAAGACGCUGGCGCAUACCAGGUGAUAGCCGGCAACACGGAGGGCACCGCGUCCUGUAAGGCCAAACUGGACGUUGCCGGCAAAGUAAGACCGGAUGUGCCGGAGGAAAAACCGGCAUUCAUCUGUCCUAUGCGCGAUGUGUCCGUUGAGGAGGGCCAGCCGUUGACACUAGACGUGUCAUUCGUCGGCAAUCCAAUCCCCGAUGUGAGCUGGACGAAAGACGGUGUGCCAGUCGAGCCAUCGGAACGCGUGACAAUGAGUUGCGACGGUAAAAAGGUCGGCUUACAAAUCAAUCCGUGCGAGUUCAAGGACGCGGGCGUCUACGGCUGCCAAUUGAGCAAUCCACUGGGCGAGGAUACCACUAACGCGAACGCCUUCGUCCGCAAGAUCUAUCAGUCGCCGACUUUUACUCAAAGAUUCACAGACCUGCAGCAGCUGCCCACGUACGAUGCCAAAUUCCCGGCGCGUGUUAUCGGCAUACCGCAGCCAGCGGUGACUUGGUACUUCAACGAUAAGCCGAUUUUAAGAGACAGCGAUAAAUACAAGAUCAAACGCGACGGCGACGCCUGCUGCUUGUAUGUGAAAGACUGUACGUACGACGAUUCUGGACGAUACCGGUGCAAGGCGGUUAACAAAGACGGCGAGGUGGAGUGCGUGGCGAACUUGUCCGUGGUUGACAAGAUCGAGAAGAUGCAGAAAGUCGAGCCACCAGCGUUCUUGAAGAGGAUUGGCGACUGCGAGAUUUACAGAGGCAUGCCGGCCAAGUUUACCGCAUGCGUCACGGGUUAUCCGGAACCCGAUUUCGAGUGGCAUCGCAACGGCGACAGACUCUGGCCUACCGAUCGCAUCAGAAUGGAUCAGGAAGGUAGUCUGCUGCGGCUCACAAUAGCCAAUGUGGAUGAGCUGGACGCCGGGAAAUACAUGCUGAAGAUAUCCAAUCCUCACGGCGAAGACUCGUGCAGCGCUGAAAUGGUUUACGAAUCUUUAGAGCCACGCGCGAAAAGGCCUCUCGUCGAUCAGUACACGGAUUACGACAAGUACCGGAAGUCCGGCAUUCCGCUGCCACUGGCGGACCGUCCAAUCAUCAGCCGAAUGAUGGAUCGACACCUCACCCUCUCGUGGAAGCCGUCCAUUCCGAUUGGGCCGCGCGUGCCUGUCACCUAUCUGGUGGAAAUGUGCGAGCUGCCGGACGGCGACUGGUUCACCGCCCGCAGCGGCGUACGCAGUUGCGUCUGCGACAUACGCAAUCUCGAGCCGUUUCGCGACUACAAGUUUCGCAUCCGCGUAGAGAACAAGUAUGGCAUAAGUGAUCCGUCGCCAUUCGCGCAGACCUACCGCGCCAAAUUAGAACCGGAACCGCCCAAGUUCUUCCCGUAUCUGCCACCUGGCAUCGAUUUUCGUCCCGAAACCAGUCCCUACUUCCCGAAAGACUUUGAUAUCGAGCGACCGCCGCACGACGGCUAUGCCCAAGCGCCCAGAUUCCUGCGUCAGGAGUACGAUACUCAGUAUGGCGUAAAGAAUCACAAUUGCAAUCUCUUCUGGUUCGUCUACGGCUAUCCGAAACCAAGGAUGACGUAUUACUUCAACGAUCAGCUGAUCGAAUCAGGCGGCCGAUACGAUCAGAGUUAUACGAGGAAUGGCCAGGCGACUCUCUUCAUCAACCGGAUGCUCGAGAGGGACGAAGGUGUCUACGAGGCUGUCGCCACGAACGAACACGGUGAAGCCAGGCAGAGGGUUAUUUUGAAAAUCGCCGAAUAUCCCACAUUUAUUGAGAGACCUGAUGAAACCAUCGUGAUGGUGAGAAGAACCGGUCAACUGACUGCUCGUGUAACUGGCGUGCCUUAUCCGGAAAUCAAAUGGUACAAGGACUGGAAAUUGAUAGCUUCAUCCUCCAGAAUUAAGAUUCAAUUCAUCGAACCCGACAUUACGACGCUCAUCAUCAACGAAGCUAUCACGAAGGACGAAGGUCUCUAUUCGAUCAGCGCAGGCAAUGUGGCAGGUUCGAUAUCCUGCUCGGUGAUGCUACACGUGGAGGAGAAUGAGCACGAAUACGGAUACAGAACGUAUAAGAAAAAAAUGGAUGUAAAACCACAUGAUAAACCGUUCGGCGACUUGUACGAUCUCGGCGACGAGCUCGGUCGCGGUACUCAAGGUGUGACUUAUCACACGGUUGAGCGAAGCACUGGAAGAAAUUAUGCAUCCAAAAUAAUGCACGGACGUGGCGAUCUCAAGCCAUUCAUGUACAAUGAAAUGGAAGCGAUGAACAAUCUCCAUCAUCGCAAGUUACUGCGAUUGCACGACGCUUUCGAGACUAACGAUUCAGUCACACUCGUUAUGGAACUGGCGGCCGGUGGUGAAUUAGCAGACACUCUUAUGAGACAAGAAUACUACACCGAAAUAGACAUUGCUCGCUACAUACGACAAUUAUUAUGGGGAUUGGAAUAUAUGCACGGAAACCAUUACGCACAUCUCGGCUUGACGCUUGGCGAUCUUCUGAUUUCUCAUGCUGGAGGAGAUGACCUGAAGAUCGGAGAUUUCGGACUUGCCCGCCGAAUUUCGCACACAAGAUUAAUGACUUUGGCUUAUGGUAUGCCGGAAUAUGUCGCGCCGGAAGUGACAAACAACGAGGGUGUCAGUUACGCUGCCGACAUGUGGUCCGUUGGUAUAAUUACUUACAUUUUGCUCUCUGGUAUUUCACCGUUCAGAGGUGCGAACGAUAGAGAGACAUUGAGAAAGAUUAGAGAAGGUAAAUGGGACUUCGACGAUCGAUGGAGAAACAUUUCGAACGAGGCGCAAGACUUUAUUCGCAGUUUAUUAGUGUACAAUGUGGACAAAAGAAUGGAUAUUACGGCCGCUUUGGCUCAUCCAUGGUUCAAUUACAUUGACAACUCGCCGCCAGAGCCCUACAGGAUACCUUCCGAGAAUUUGAAAAACUAUUAUAAACUUUAUUGCGAUUGGUAUAACAAUGCUUCGUGCCGUACGUGGUAUCGCAGACGCAAGCUGGAGACUGCGUUUGAGGAUCCAUCGCGAAUGGUAUAUCCACCCGGACAUAAAUUCACGCCUGAACCAAGCCUCGACAGAAAUCACAGCCCAUUAAAGAAACGUUCGCCCAGGACGUGGGAAAAUCAAAUACCAUCCAGAGAGCCGAUUGACACGGAAAUUGGAAUUAUUACAAGCGAAAGCCAUUAUCAAAACGGCCCAGACACGUAUCUUCUCCAAUUGCGAGACACAGAUUUCCCUGUACGAUUACGCGAAUACAUGAAGGUCGCGUGCAAUCGCAGCCCCGGAUUUUCACGCUCUAUUACCGAAGACAACGGCUUUGAUUGGAGAGCACCCAUUAUACGGGAACGUCGUCGAUUUACGGACGUAAUGGACGAGGAAAUUGACGACGAAAGAAGAGCACGUAUCAAUCGAUACGGAUCUGAUGGCAAUUUCACGCUUAGACGGUUGAAAAAUGAGCUAGGCACUCGAUUGGACAGCUAUGCCGAAGCUGAAGCUAUAAUCGAGUCAAAGAAAGAGGGUCAGCCUCCGUUCUUCCGCGAAAAACCGCAAAUUUGUCCAAUCGAAGAGGGAAAACCGGCGCAUCUUACCUGUCUAGCUGUAGGAAAUCCAAAACCACUGAUACAAUGGUUCAAGAACGAUAUCGUCAUACAGGAGAAUAAUAGGAUUAAAGUGACGGAGGAUACAGAGGGCAGAUCUAUUCUAAACUUCAACCCCACGAAAGAACACGAUAUCGGAAUAUAUAAGGUCGCAGCGAGAAAUCCUAUAGGGCAGACGAUUGUCAGAACGAGGGUAUUACUGGCAACUGUUCCUUUCGGUCCAGAUUCUCCAGAGGCUUCCGACAUUUCGGAUACCGAAGUACUCUUACGAUGGAAGCAGCCAAAGUAUGACGGCAAUUCGCCCGUACUAUGCUACAAUCUCCAAUAUAAGGAAGGCGACUCAAUCGCCUGGAUAGAUGUCGGCUUCAACAUCGACCAUGAAUUCUACCUGGUACGCGAUCUAAAGCAGGACACGAGCUACAAUUUCCGCCUAGCAGCGCGCAAUCGCAUCGGCUGGAGUGAAAAGGGCAUCCCGUCGAAGCUGAUUAAGACGCGGCCGCCGGGUUGCCCGAAAGUGCAGAUCACACGAGCGAUGAGGCAUCUCCAGGAAUUGACCGAGGCUGGCCAGGAGAUCAUCCUUGAAGAGGACAAGCCGCACAUCGAUUACUCCAUAGAAGAACGUCCGAUCGAAUGGUCGACGGAGCCGCAGCUGUCCACCAAAUACACCUUUAUUUCGGAGCUAUCGCGCGGCCAGUUCUCCGCGGUGGUAAAGGGCGUGGACAAGAACACGGAUUGCGUGAUUGUCGCCAAGAUUCUGGAGCUGGACGCCGAGACAGAGGACCAGGUGAAUCAAGAAUAUCAAGUGUUGCGCAGAUUGCGGCACGAGAGGAUAGCGAUGUUGGAGGCGGCGUAUAAGGCAUCCGGCUGCCCGAUAGCGAUAUUUAUAAUGGAAAAGCUCCAAGGCGCCGACAUUCUCACGUACUUCUCCAGCCGACACGAGUACACAGAGAAUUGUGUAGCGAACGCCGUCACGCAGAUUCUUGACGGUCUGCAGUACCUUCACUGGCGUGGUUAUUGUCAUCUGGACAUCCAGCCAGACAACGUGGUGAUGUCGACCGUGAGAUCGGUGCAGGUGAAGUUGGUUGACAUGGGCUCUGCCCAUCGAGUUAGCAAGCUGGGUACUACAGUAUCUAAAGAUCUGGGCCAUCCUGAGUAUAGAUCACCUGAGUUGUAUAACGACGAGCCAGUAUAUCCACAAACAGAUAUUUGGAUGGUCGGUGUGUUAAUUUAUGUAUUGCUGUCCGGAGUCUCUCCCUUCCGCGGCAAGGAUAUAGAAGAAACCAGACAGAACAUAUCCUUCGUCAGAUACAGAUUCGAAUAUCUCUAUAAAGAGUUGAGUCAAGAAGCCACCAGAUUCCUCAUGUUAGUCUUCAAACGCGCGCCAAGUAAAAGACCAAUAGCGGAGGAGUGCCACGACCAUAGGUGGUUAUUGCCAACCGAUUAUAUGAUCAAGAAACGCGAGAGAGCUCUGUUCCUGGGCAACAGACUGAAAGAGUAUAAUGAAAAAUAUCAUGAAGAAAAGUCAAAACUAUCUUCCGAAAGCGACAUCCUAGCAAGCGAGAGUUUGUUAGGCUCCAAACAAAGGCUCAUUAGAUCGACUAGUAUACAGGAAGAGCUGCGGACUACGAUCUAACAAUUGUGUUGCGAUCUUUUAUAUAUAUUUACAUACAUAUACACACACACACAUACACACGCGCGCGCGCACAUACACACAUGCAAAUGUACGUGCUAGCCAGUCUCCGGAGAGCAAACAAGUAUGAUAAAAAAAGCGAGAAAUAUAUAAGGAGCAGUCGUCUCUUCUUGUUUUCUUUUUUGUUAUUAUUUAUUUGUUACAACUUGUAAUUAUAACAAAGAUCGUUGUCGUCCGAUUGCCGACGUUUUAUCAACGUAAUUUCGUCGGUGAUCAAGUAACAUUAUUAAGCCGUCUGUUAACUCAAGUAUAAUAAACAUGGUCUACACAUUUAAAUAAAACAAAAACAAAACACAACUCGAAUUUUUUGAAAUUUAGCAAAAAAUGUCGAUUACGCGUUAUAUUCGAAUGUUAUAAAUAAAUAUUUGAAAAAACUU